Messenger RNA from Acanthocheilonema viteae, 80 nucleotides. The record is from the annotation of a GenBank genome assembly. Lineage: Eukaryota; Metazoa; Nematoda; Chromadorea; Rhabditida; Onchocercidae.
AUGGUACCAAAACCGUACGAUGAUCUAUUUAUUGAGCCAGCUGGCGAUUACGAUGUUGUUUAUGCUGAUUACAAUGCAAC